UGCAUCCGGGACCGAUCGGACGGCCACCGAUCGACGGCCGGUGAUCCAACGGUGACGAAUGAGAAGGUGAAGCUUCGGUCGUCCUCUCCACUCCCCGCGCCGGCGGCGGUUAGCAGUUAAAAUCGUCGCCUCCGCCAUAAUAACGAGUUAGAGGGAAGGAACUGCUCCACCACCACCUCCUCCUCUUCUCUCAACUCCGCCUCGCCGCGGAUCUCCUUCUCGGGACAUGGUGAGCGCCUCCGGCCUGCUGCUCCCGUCCUCCGUGCGGGGCUUCGCCUCCUGCAUCGGCGACGGCGCCGUCCGCGUCGGGGCCUGCACCGCGCCGUCCGCCACCCGCACCUCCACCUCCUCCUCCUCCUCCUCCUCCGCCGCGGGGCCCUCCACGCUCUCCGUCACCGCCUCCUACCGCGUCGCGCUCGUGUCACCCACGCAGCUCCGCCUCACCUGGGCGCACUCCCCGCUCGGCCCUACGCUGUCCUUCUCCCUCUCCGUGUCCGACCGCCCCGUGCUCGUCCGCCGCCGGAGAGGGUCCUGCGCAGUCCCCUCGGGGUCUGGGGACGAUGACGUCGAGUCGGAGUCGUCGGCGGUGCCGCCGCCUCCGCCGCUCGCGCUGUUCUGGGACCUCACCGCCGCGCGGUUCGACGCGGCGGCGUCGCCGGAGCCGCUGUCCGGGUACUACGUGGUGGCCGUCGCCGCCAGCGAGGAGGUGGUGCUCGCCGUGGGCGACCUGGCGGAGGAGUUCGUCAGGGCCAAGUUCGACGGCAGCCAGAUCCCCAGGGCCCGCGCCACGCCGUUCGCGCGCGGGGAGCGCGUCGUGGUGUCGUCCGACGCGGCGGCGAUAACGCACACCGCGCGCGCGCGCUUCGCCGAGGGCGGGCCGGAGCACGAGGUGAGCGUCGGGUGCGCGCCGGGCGGCGGCGGCGGGGACGAGCUGUGGGUCAGCAUCGACGGCAAGCGCGCCGUGCAGGCGCGCCGGCUGCGGUGGAACUUCAGGGGCAACCAGACGGUGUUCGUCGACGGCGCGCCCGUCGACGUCAUGUGGGACCUCCAUGGCUGGUGGUUCCGGGAGCCGCCGGGCUGCGCGGUGGUGAUGCUCCGGGCGCGGAGCGCGCUCGAGAGCCGCCUCUGGCUGGAGGAGGAGGCCGCCGCGCCGGGCUUCUCCCUCGUCGUCCAGGCCUUCAAAACACCACCUUGACGACGACGACGAUCUUCUUCAACCUCAGGAGGUCCCAUUUGCUCACUGCAGUGACUGCACUGGGCACUGCCUUCUUCUCCAUUGGAGACUCGAUGAUGGAGUUUACCAAACCAUCAAAUCAAUAUCUGCUUCUUGAUUACAACUUGGACUUAGAUUAGAAUAAUUUCUUUUAUGUGAUAUAAGAUAAUCAUCAUGUGUGGGAAGAACAAGAUCAUGAACAGGUCAUAUACUGAGAGAUUGGUGUGGAUGUUUAGUGUAGGAUCAUCAUCAUCUUCUUCUUACUUUACUGAAUAAUUGUUAGGUUAGUCUGUUUGUGUGCGUGUGUCCCUAUACAGUUAACAGGGAACAAAAGAAGCCAAUUCAGAGUGUGCUUUGAUUCUGCUCUGCUCUAUGUAUCAGGUGUUGGAGAUAAUAGAGUGCUACUUUCUGAUGCUUCAUGAUGGAAA
Oryza brachyantha (malo sina) is the source of this 1641-nucleotide messenger RNA. RefSeq lists its product as uncharacterized. The transcript has a single exon. The record is from RefSeq and is a predicted model, not a curated record. Bases 227 to 1195 code for a protein of 322 amino acids. Lineage: Eukaryota; Viridiplantae; Streptophyta; Magnoliopsida; Poales; Poaceae.